UAUUAGUAAACAUAAGAUAUAUGUUUAACAUAUACAAUUAAUAACUUGCAAAAUUAUAUAUAAAAUUAAAGAAGUACAAAAAGGUCAAAAAAGAUUUGACAAAAAAUCCAAUUAGGAGCGAAUUAUGUGUUAAAUAAAAUAACAAAUCAUCAAACAUAAUGCACCUGUAUAUGAAACACUUUCUUCUGCUAAUAUGGAUUAUUGGAACAGCCGCCUCACAAAUCGAUAACGACUUUAGAUACAUAUCUUAUGAAGAUUUACUUCCAACAUCGGAUCGCUUUACUGACGGAAAUGUAACAUCAUUUUCACGUCUGUUGUUUGACGUUGCCAGAGAGCAAAUAAUUAUCGGUGCAAGAGAUCAUCUUUACCGAACAUCGCUGAAGCUGCAUUUAAAGGAACGUGCUGUUUGGGAAGCUUCUCCGUCAAUUCGUGAGACUUGUUUGAACAAAGGACAACGCGAUGAGGAUUGUCACAACUACAUUAUGGUUCUCCAAAGCUACGGAGGCAACAAAUUGUACACUUGUGGCACUUACGCCUACAGUCCUUACUGCUCAAAACGCCGCAUGGAGAACCUAAAUGUCACAAAAUACGAUAAGGGAGUCGCCAAAUGUCCUUUCAACCCGAAAGCGAACAUCACGACACACAUGUCAGAAACGGGCCAAAUGUUUAUCGCUUCGCCAACGGAUUUUUCGGGUUCUGAUCCAGCAAUUUUACGUGCCGACAUCGCCGGAGACGACAAUCGCAUGUUACGAACGAAGCAAUAUGACUCGAAAUGGCUGAACGACCCCCAAUUCGUCGGAAGUUUCGAACAUCAGGAUUUUGUGUACUUCGUUUUUCGCGAACGGGCGUUGGAACACAUCAAUUGCGGGAAGAUUGUUUAUUCCCGGAUCGCGAGAGUUUGCAAAAAUGAUCCUGGCGGCACAGUUUUCUUCAAGGAAAAUUGGACUUCCUUCAUAAAAGCGCGUUUAAAUUGUUCCUUGCCCGGCGAAUAUCCCUUUUACUUCGACGAAGUGCAAAGUAUUCAUUAUUCGGCGCAAGAUCAACUCGUUUACGCGACUUUUAACACUCCCGUGAACAGCAUUCAAGGCGCUGCGAUUUGCGCUUUUAAUAUUUCGGCGAUCCAAAAGGCUUUUGCGGGGUCGUUCAAGUAUCAGGAAAGCUUGAAGGAGACUUGGAAACGUGUUGACAUGGAAAAUCGCGCAUAUCACGAAUGCCAAACGGGCCAAAAUGAGUUUGGAGUCGCACGGAGAUCGACUAAUCUCAUGGAAUCGACAAAAUAUCAACUUAUGGAUCAAGCUGUUCAACCAAUAACGUUGGAGCCCUUGCAUCAUGCCAAGUUGGAACGAUUUUCGCACAUCGCCGUUGAUAAUGUCUCAACAAAAUUGCAUGAAAACGUUCAAAUUAUUUACGUUUCAACGGAAGAAGGUUAUAUAAAAAAAAUUUCCAUCCUUCCACGCACCAAAGAAACUUGCGUCAUCGAAAAAUGGCAAGCUACGGAGAGUCCUCAGGUGAAAAUCCGCACUUUGCAGUACCUAAAAGAGACAAAUUCGUUAUACGUUGGCACCGAUACGUCCGUUAUGCGUAUCCCGUCGCAGCAUUGUAGUCGUCAUGCAUCGAAAACUUCUUGUAUCAACUCGAUGGAUCCGUAUUGCGGAUGGAAUGAAGUGCAAGAAACAUGUACAACAGCUCCUGGAGGUAAUGCUUUGGCUAAAUAUUGGUCUCAAAACGCAAAUGAGUGUCCUUUGUUGAAAUCCCCAAUCGACGGAGGAUGGGGUGCAUGGUCAAAUUACAAAAAAUGCGCCAAAAUGGACUCAACCGAAGUCGUUUUUGACGAAAAUGGAUCCAAUAGUGAUACUUGCAUGUGUCGCACACGCAAAUGUGACAAUCCGGCACCCUCGAAUGGCGGCAAAGAGUGUCAAGGAAUGAAUAUUAUCGUGACAAAUUGUACCGUUCAUGGGGGUUGGUCUGAUUUUUCGAAUUGGAGUGCCUGUUCCCAAACAUGCGGAAUUGCCGUUAAAACGCGACGUCGCACAUGCAUGAACCCCAAACCAGCUCACGGAGGCAGAGUUUGCGUUGGACCUGAUCGAGAAGAAAUUUAUUGCACAAAUUUACCGCCGUGCCCAAUAGCGAAGGAACAAGCAGUUGACGGCGGAUGGAGUUCGUUCGGGCCAUGGAGUAAUUGUUCGGCGAUUUGCGGCGGCGGAUUUCGAAUCAGGAAGCGGAAAUGUGACAAUCCUGCGCCACGGAAUGGAGGAAUGGAAUGUGCCGGAUGCCAUAUCGAUUAUGAAGUUUGUAAUUUGCAGCCGUGUACGGAUAUUAAGAAAGUUAGUCAAUGGACGCCGUGGUUGAUUUCGACAAAUGGCACAGAAAGUGUUGAAAAAAGGUAUAAAUUUGCGUGUAAAGCUCCGGUGCAGGAUUCGUCGCAGAUUAAAGUAGCGAUAGCGAAGGAAGAAGUGAGGGAAUGUCAAAAUUGUAGGAAAAACGAGCCUUGUAAGGCAGAAGGGAAGUCGCAAUGGAGUUGUUGGAGCGAAUGGAGUGCUUGUAGCGUUUCUUGCGGCGUUGGAAUUCAACAAAGAUAUCGAUCGUGCUUGAUAGAAGAUAAUGAUUUGGAAGGAUGUGAUGGAGUUAGCAAAGAAACGAGAGAUUGUGAGAUGCCAACUUGUGAAAGCUUCAUGGGAUGGAGUGAAUGGAGCAAUUACUCAAACUGCAACGAAGAUGGCGAAAAAGUGCGUUUCCGAACGUGUUUAAGAAAAAAUCCGGGCCCCAAAGAAUGUCUUGGCGAAGAAAAACAAACAAAAAUUUGUAAAUCUGUGCCGUUUAAUGAGGCUCACACAGCAACUAACGACAUCCAUUUGGGCGCUUUUGGAUGGAUUGCAAUCGUUUUCAUUUGCGCUCUUUGCAGUGUUGGAUCCGCCAUUGCAACUUCCAUCAUCAAAGAUCGUCGUCGACAAAAGUUAACAGCGAUUACGGGAUCUCCUCAUUACGGUUCUUAUCCCAAUCAAUAUUCAAGUCUGCCAACCAAAGAUAUGGACUUUCGUACAUAUUCAGAAUCAAAACCGCGUCGCCAAUCAUCGUUCAAGAGCGAUUCAAAGUUCAACGGGAACGGAACUCUCCCGAAAUCGAUAAAUGUUCAUUGUAAUACUCCGAAAAUUCUGGCGAAAAGUUACAAUGACACCGAUACAGCUACAAUAAAGCGAAAUUCUCAUCUAAAUAAUGCCAAGAUGCGACUGAAAGACGACGAGGACAAGUAUUAAAAGUUGACGUAGCAGAAAUUUCUUCGGAAAUGAUCUCAAAAUAGUCUCAAAUGUUAGAAAAAAAUCAAAAAAUUAAGAUUUCACUCUUUAUUGAUUCGUUAAUAGACAUAAUAAUUGUAAAUUGACAUGACGAUUAACUCUAAAAACGACUGAAAACACCUUAAGUCUAUGAAUUUUGAUUCGAUGUCCAAUUCGAACGAUUAUUGUGAUACACUUCGUGCGUUUAAAUAUUGUCAGGAAUUAAGGACAGAGAAAUACUGAUAGUAGAUUUCAAUUAAAAUUAACACAAAGUACCUAGAUUAGAUAGUUUGAGCGUUCAAAACUUAUGUAAAUAGCUUGUAGAGAUCACAUUAGGAGCUUAAAGUUAAAUUUUUUGUAUAAAUUUAUGUUAAAAUUUAGUUUUUUAGGUUCAAGAAGUAUCAUUAACGAGUGCCAAUGACUGUUAAAAGUACUAAAAACUUUAAUUUUAUAAAUAUUUUUUGUAUAAUUUUGGUUGAAUUUUAAU
Messenger RNA from Culicoides brevitarsis, 3759 nucleotides. RefSeq names its product semaphorin-5A (gene Sema5c). The coding region runs from base 159 to 3254 and encodes 1031 amino acids. Gene Ontology annotation, molecular function: semaphorin receptor binding; chemorepellent activity. Gene Ontology annotation, biological process: negative regulation of axon extension involved in axon guidance; neural crest cell migration; semaphorin-plexin signaling pathway. The record is from RefSeq and is a predicted model, not a curated record. Lineage: Eukaryota; Metazoa; Arthropoda; Insecta; Diptera; Ceratopogonidae. The transcript is spliced from 7 exons.